AUGUCCCUGCAGCGAAAUAAAACGUCUUCUUUGCGGUUGAUUACCGUUGCUUCUGUCAUUCUGGGUACUGCAGACUUGCUUCUCUUCCAUCAACUGUCCUCGGGAGCAUCGUUUACCAAAUUCGUAGUCGUAUUGAUUAUCCUGAACUUUCUAAUAUGGAUCCUCUGGGCAGGCUUCAUCUAUCCUCAUUUCUUUAGUCCUCUGCGACACCUACCUCAGCCAAAGGUAUGUUUGAAAACCAAAUUCAGAACAAUCCACGAGGCCUAAUUCGGAUCUUAGGGAGGAUGGCCAAUCAUCAGAUUUGGUGGUGCAGGAUUCCAAAGACCAGCCGGCCAACGAUUCCUGGAAUUCAUCGAAAGAAUACCCAACGAGGGAAUCAUUCGCGUACCGGGAUUCUUCAAUUCCGAAGCUAUCCUUCUAGCCAAUUCCGAAGCCCUCGCCGAAGUCUUAGUCCGCAAAAGCUACGACUACGAGAAACCAGGUGAAGUUCGUAACUUUCUUCGACAAAUUCUGGGCGAUGGGUUGAUAUUGACCGAAGGGGAUGAACAUAAAUUCCAACGAAAACAUCUACUACCGGCAUUCAGCUUCCGGCAUAUAAAAGAGCUUGUUCCCGUUUUUUGGUCACGGUCAAUUGCUAUGCGGGAGCAGAUUAUUAAGGAGAUGCAGGAAACUGUGGAACCAGAUGGUCAAUCAGUUGUGGAACUUAAUCAUUGGGCUAACAAGGUUACGCUUGAUAUUAUUGGUGUUGCUGGACUUGGACGGGAUUUUAGGGCGCUAAGUAAUGCGGAUGAUCCGCUUGUCAAGAACUAUGAAGAACUCCUGGAACCGACUUCGGAAAAACUCGUUUAUUUUGUCUGUAAUCUGAUCUUUGGGCGCAAGUUGGUAUCUUGGAUGCCUUGGCGUCUCAAUGAACGACUGAUGGCAACUACGGGCACGUUGAGGGAGUUUUGUCUUGAGUUUUUGCAACAGAAAAAAGAGGUCAUGAAGAAGGGGAGUGUUGAACAGCUCGAUAUUUUAUCAUUGCUGAUCAAGUCGAACUGUUUCAGUGAUGAGACCUUGAUAGAUCAGCUGUUGACAUUCAUUGCAGCCGGGUAUGUCUUGCUUGCCUGUAUUAUCUAAGAUAAUAACUAACUCCAAUCAGACACGAAACUACGAGUUCAGCAUUCGCGUGGGCAGCCUACCUCCUCGCCAAAAACCCCGAAAUACAAACCCGCCUUCGCGAAGAAGUCCGGUCCAACCUCCCUCAUACUUCCUCCCAAGACCCAACAUAUGAUCUCGCCACAAUCCUCGACUCGCUACCCCUUCUCCAUGGUGUAACCCAAGAAGUCCUCCGUCUCUACCCCUCCGUCCCCUCUACAAUUCGUACCACAAUCCGAGAAACCUAUAUUUCAAAUCAAGUGAUCCCACUCGGAACACGUAUUCAAAUCGUGCCCUGGGCAAUCAAUCGUUCAACCACCCUCUGGGGCGCAGAUGCGCUUGUAUUCAAUCCGGAACGAUGGAUUGAUAAGGAUGGAACAAUUAACAACCAUGGCGGUAUGAUGGGAAAUAAUUACUGCAAUCUCACGUUUCUGCAUGGAAGCAGGAGUUGCAUUGGCGAGAAGUUUGCGAAGAGUGAAUUGAAAGCUCUUGUAGCUGUCUUCGUAGGUGGCUUUGAAUGGGAAAUGGCUGAUAAGUCGGAGGUUGCUGUUCCAGCUGGGGUUAUUACUACGAAGCCUAAGAAUGGUAUGAAACUAAGAUUGAAAGAAUUAGAUGUUUGGUGA
This is a messenger RNA of Hymenoscyphus albidus, 1760 nucleotides long. The record is from the annotation of a GenBank genome assembly. Lineage: Eukaryota; Fungi; Ascomycota; Leotiomycetes; Helotiales; Helotiaceae.